Molecule: messenger RNA, 1164 nt
Organism: Mucor velutinosus
Lineage: Eukaryota; Fungi; Mucoromycota; Mucoromycetes; Mucorales; Mucoraceae
Exons: 3
Coding region: 1-1164 (387 amino acids)
Source: RefSeq, a predicted model, not a curated record
AUGGGCAUCAUCAUUUCAAACAACAAGAAGAAUCCAGAAUCAAAGGAACCUGCUGCUGCCACAACUACUGGUGCACCAUCUCCAGUUUCCUGUAAAGGCAGUUCGCACAUGUCAACAACAUCUUCACCGCAACCAUUGUCUACUACGGAUGGUGAGCAAGACAUUGAGUUGCUUGAUAGUGACGACAGUGAUUUGGAAAGUGUCAUGGAUGAUGAGCUACAAGAGAAAGAGGAGAGUCGUGAUUUGACAGCCAAGGAGAUCAGUGCUUUGACGUCUGUAUCCGUGAUGCUUUGCCAAUCCCCCUCCAUCAAAGGUGAUAUUUCCUCUGAAUACAUCAAGAAGCAGUUGUACCACGAUAAGAGAGACUCUAUUCCAGCUAAGGGCACGCCGAGUCAAAAUAUGGCAAUUGCGCUCGAUCCCGUAACCUUGUACUUAUUAUUCAGCAAACAGUACCACAUUUACCAAAAGGACAAAUCUGCAUUCACCUCCUACUCAAUGAUCAAAUCAAUAGAAGCAAAGGAGGAUAUCUUUUCAAAAAUUUUUGACGUGCCCAAGAUCAAGAAAAUUCUGAAAGAACAAAAGCUCGACUUCAAGCAUUAUAUCAAAUUCAAAGACCAAUACAAUGCUCAUCUGGUGGGUUCAAGAGUGAAAAAACACAAUAAUGGCUCCAAUGGCUCCAAAUCGGGUGAGAACAGGUCGAGUGCCUCCAAGUCUGAUGUGGACAAGGUGAAAAGACUCUCCAGUGAUAUCAAAGAAACAAAGAAGCAGUUGUCGUCACUGUCAAGGCAGCUUUCAAAACUGCAACGACAUCGCAUGGACUGUGGCAAUGAAUCGCGCUCCUGGGAGAAGAAGCACAACAGCAUGAACUUUGAGUUAUACAAAAAGUUGAAUGAUGCUAGAAGUGAUUGCGAUGAAUUGUACAUGAAAGUGUCAAGCUUGAAGUCAUCGAUAAAGCAAAUGCCCAGUGAGAUGUACAUUUUGAACAAAAGGAUCCACGGUCAACAAGUACAUCAAGCUGCUGCUGAUGCCAUGCCAAAGCCAUUGGCUGUUGACAGUAACACUAUCGUUCAAGGCACUGACCCUGGUGUGGUGACCACCGCCAGUAGUGUAUGGUGCUCUUCUCUCAUUCUUUUUGAGUCGAUCAAUCGGUUUCAAAUGCUGUAA